Messenger RNA from Salvia splendens (bonfire salvia), 745 nucleotides. RefSeq names its product MYB-like transcription factor ETC3. Gene Ontology annotation, molecular function: transcription cis-regulatory region binding. The coding region runs from base 251 to 529 and encodes 92 amino acids. Gene Ontology annotation, biological process: cell differentiation; regulation of DNA-templated transcription. Lineage: Eukaryota; Viridiplantae; Streptophyta; Magnoliopsida; Lamiales; Lamiaceae. The transcript has 3 exons. The record is from RefSeq and is a predicted model, not a curated record. Gene Ontology annotation, cellular component: nucleus.
CCCACAUUUCCAUUUUGAUCAACUACCAUUCUCCAUUUUCCUACCUUUUUCUUAUAUUCAACUACCCUUUAAAUUCUCCCAUAAAGCAUAUCAAACAAUCUUUUUUAUCCAAUAUAUUUUGCAAUAAUAUUGCACUUCCCAUCCAAAGACAAUAAUACUCACACACUCACACACACUAACACAAACAGUAUUUCCCAUAAAUACCCAAAAAUAUUUCACCUUCUUGAAAAUACAUCAAGAAACCCUAAAAAUGGCUGGUGAUCAGCUGCAGAAGGCCGAGACCUCCGACAACACGGUGACUAUCAGCUCCAUAGGUGAAGUAGUAGAUUUGGUAGCUGUUGAUGAAAAUUCAAUCAGUGAAGCAGCAAAGAAGCUUGAGAUUUCUGAAGAUGAGGAAACCCUAAUUAUCAGAAUGUUUAAUUUGGUUGGAGGCAGGUGGUCUUUGAUUGCUGGAAGAAUUCCUGGAAGAAGUGCUGAGGAAAUUGAGAAGUACUGGAAUUCCAGACAUUCUACGAAUCAAAACAACUGAUUAAAUACAAUCUGGUAUCUUCAUGGAUAUAAUGUUUCUGACCAGAUUAAUUAAAGUAGGGGAAUUUCUAAUUUUUAUUACAUUAAUUAGCGGAUUGUGAUCUUUCACUAUGUUAGUGGAACUAUAAUAUUUGAGUUGUCUUUUUAUGAAUAUUUGACCAAAACAUGUUUAGGUCGUUUGUGAUAUGUGAAGUUUAAUUUGUGAAAAAUUCUACUA